Osmerus eperlanus (European smelt) is the source of this 4162-nucleotide messenger RNA. It is a transcript of the gene slc8a4a, whose product is annotated as solute carrier family 8 member 4a. Gene Ontology annotation, molecular function: calcium:sodium antiporter activity. The record is from RefSeq and is a predicted model, not a curated record. Gene Ontology annotation, biological process: cell communication; sodium ion transmembrane transport; calcium ion import across plasma membrane. Gene Ontology annotation, cellular component: axon; sarcolemma; postsynapse. The coding region runs from base 847 to 3699 and encodes 950 amino acids. Lineage: Eukaryota; Metazoa; Chordata; Actinopteri; Osmeriformes; Osmeridae. The transcript is spliced from 10 exons.
UUAGGGGGGGCGGUUGCGUCGGUAGUCUCCGUCACUCCACUCAUUUGCGCCUACACCCAUGUGCAUUAUUUUGUAUUCAUGGCGAAACAUCUCAGACAUUGAGAAAGAAGCACCUGUCAUCGUGUGUUCAUCAGUCCCAAAAAAUACACACAUUUUUUGACUUAGGAGUUUUUGUGAAAUUAAUUUCCUGUCCGGUGAUACAAAUAUUUAUACUGUCUAUAAUUCAUAGACUCAUUUGUCUUGGCUAUUGGUGCAAUCAAUAAACCACCGCACGGUAAACUGGAUUAAAGACGAAUUGGGAUUUUGUAGAUAUAUAAUACCAAAAGACGUAGGUUAAGGUGCUUAACUCAUCGCACACCAAUACAUGGGAUGCAUAACGUGAACCAAUUACGAAGCAGUCAGUUUUGAGUUGGCGACGUUAUGAGACAGUAGUCUUCACACGAGGAGGCACCAAGACGAGCGGUGCGUUCUCUCCAGGAUUGACAGCGAGACCCAGUGCCUAAGUGCAACGCAAUUGAAUGUUAAUUUUGGCACACAGUGACUUUCUCGUACCAGUGUGGAUGCAGAUUCAUUAGAAGAAGAGGAGCAAUUUACGAUCUGACACUCAAUCCACUGUUAAGAAGCCGACUGAAAUUAUAAUUUUUAUCUCUUGCAACAGUCGGAAGAGGGUCUGACUUUCCCCUGCCACUUCAAACAGAUGGUGCUGGUGGCUGUCUGGUAAAACCAACACUUCACCCUUCUACGGUCAGCUCUGCACAGAGGUGUCCCGUGAAGAAGCUCCUGGGUGCGUGGAACAGAUCUGAGACGCACGCCGUCUGACUGACCGACCCGUCGCCGCCUGCCGCCAUGUUCCUGACACGCUUUCUCGCCCUCGCUCAUCCCUUCACCUCCUGCUUAUCCACCUCCCUCCUCCUGGUCGUCCUCCUGGGCCUCACCCACCUGUCCCAGGUCAGCUCGGACCACGCUCCCAUCAGCCCCCCGGGGAACUGCUCCGAGGAGGACAGCUGCGCCGACGGCGUGGUUCUGCCCAUGUGGAACCCUCAGAACCCGUCGGUGGGGGACAAGGUGGCCCGGGCCAUCGUGUACUUUGUGGCGCUCAUAUACAUGUUUCUGGGGAUGUCCAUCAUCGCUGACCGCUUCAUGUCCUCCAUAGAGGUGAUCACCUCCCAGGAGAAGGAGAUCACCAUCAAGAAGCCGAACGGGGAGACGACCACGGCGACGGUGCGUAUCUGGAACGAGACGGUGUCCAACCUCACCCUGAUGGCCCUGGGCUCGUCCGCCCCUGAGAUCCUGCUGUCCGUCAUCGAGGUGAUCGGCCACAAAUUCGAGGCGGGCUCCCUGGGCCCCAGCACCAUCGUGGGCAGCGCCGCCUUCAACAUGUUCAUCAUCAUCGCCAUCUGCGUCUACGUGGUCCCGGAGAACGAGACCCGCAAGAUCAAGCACCUGCGCGUGUUCUUCGUCACGGCGGCCUGGAGCGUGUUCGCGUACAUCUGGCUCUACCUCAUCCUCGCCGUCAUCUCCCCGGGCGAGGUGGAGGUCUGGGAGGCCGUGCUCACCUUCCUCUUCUUCCCGCUCUGCGUGGUCCAGGCCUGGAUCGCCGACCGGCGCCUCCUCUUCUACAAGUACGUCCACAAGCGCUACCGCGCCGACAAGACCCGCGGGAUCAUCAUCGAGACGGAGGGAGACGGCAUGUUCACCAAGAUGGACAUGGAGAUGGAUGGCCAGGGGGUCAACUCCCACCCUAAGGAGGUCCUGGACGGGAUGCUGGAGGGGGUGGAGGAGGGCGGCGGGGGGCCGGGCGACAGGCCGGACCAGGAGGAUGAGGCUCGUCGGGACAUGGCCCGCACCCUGAAAGAGCUGAAGCAGAGACACCCGGACAAGGACAUGGAGCAGCUGAUCGAGAUGGCCAACUACCAGGUCCUGGUGCAGCAGCAGAAGAGCCGAGCGUUCUACCGCAUCCAGGCCACACGCAUGAUGAUCGGGGCCGGCAACAUCCUGAAGAAGCACGCGGCCGACCAGGCGCGGAAGGUGGUGAGCUGUCACGAGGCCAGCGGGCAGGAGGAGGACCCGCACACCAUCUACCUGCAGUUCGAGCCCACCCACUACCAGUGUUUCGAGAACUGCGGCUCUCUGAAGAUCUCCGUGGGUCGCCACGGGGGGGAGGCGGGCUGCACUGUCAAGGUGGACUACCGUACGGAGGACGGGACGGCGAACGCCGGCUCGGACUACGAGUUUGCGGAGGGCACGCUGGUGUUCAAGCCCGGGGAGACCGUGAAGGAGCUGACCGUGGGCGUGAUAGACGAUGACAUCUUCGAGGAGGACGAGCACUUCUAUGUGCACCUCAGCAACCCCCGCAUCGUGCACCGCGCCGAGGUCUCCGUCCUCCAGCCCAGCUCCGUCGCCAUGGGCAACAGCAUGGUGGUGGGAGGGGGGGGGGCGUCGGCGUCCCACGUGCCCCCCAAGGCCGCCCUGGGCGUCGCCCACACCGCCACCGUCACCAUCUACGACGACGACCACGCGGGCAUCUUCACGUUCGAGAGCGAGGCCAUGAGGGUGAGCGAGAGCGUGGGCACCAUGCAGGUCAAGGUUCACCGGACGUCCGGCGCCAGGGGGAAGGUGGCGGUGCCAUACCACACCGUGGAGGGGACCGCCAGGUCUGGAGAUGACUAUGAGGAGGUGGCCGGGAAGCUGGAGUUCCAGAACGACGAGACCAUGAAGCUGUUGGAUGUGAAGAUCAUUGAUGACGAGGAGUACGAGAAGAACAAGACCUUCACCAUAGUCCUGGGGGAGCCGGUGCUUCUGGAGGUGGGCCAGAAACAUGGGGACUCCAAUGAAAACAAGCCUGUUGUCGUGGGUGACGAAGAGGAGGUGGCGAAGAUGGGCUGUCCUAGUCUGGGGGAACACACCAAACUGGAGGUGGUGAUCGAGGAGUCCUAUGAGUUUAAGAACACAGUGGAUAAGCUGAUAAAGAAGACCAACCUGGCCCUGGUGGUGGGCAGUAGUAGCUGGAGGGAGCAGUUUGUCAAUGCUGUCACUGUCAGCGCCGGUGACGACGACGAGGAAGAGAGCGGCGAGGAGCGACUGCCCUCCUGCUUCGAUUACAUCAUGCACUUCCUCACCGUGUUCUGGAAGGUUCUGUUUGCCUUCGUCCCGCCCACAGAGUACUGGAACGGCUGGGCCUGCUUCUUCGUGUCCAUCUCCAUCAUUGGUGGUCUGACAGCUGUGACCGGUGACCUGGCCUCUCAUUUCGGCUGCACUGUGGGCCUCAAAGACUCGGUCACCGCUGUGGUGUUCGUGGCCCUGGGCACCUCGGUUCCAGACACCUUCGCCAGCAAGGUCGCUGCCAUCCAGGACCAGUAUGCCGACGCCUCCAUUGGCAACGUGACCGGCAGCAACGCCGUCAACGUCUUCCUGGGCAUCGGCGUGGCGUGGACCAUAGCUGCCGUCUACUGGAGGACAAAGGGCAAGACUUUCCACGUGAAUCCGGGCUCGCUGGCCUUCUCCGUCACCCUGUUCACCAUCAUGGCGCUGGUGUGUGUGAUGGUGCUCAUGUACCGCCGGAGGCCUGGCGUGGCCGGGGGGGAGCUGGGGGGACCACGGACCGCCAAGCUCAUCACCUGCUUCCUCUUUGUCUCUGUCUGGUUCCUGUACAUCCUUCUGGCUUCUCUGGAGGCCUACUGCCACGUACCCGGGUUCUGAGCGAGGCGGCGGAGAGAGGAAGAGGAAGAAGAGAGGAAGUGGAGUCAUCUCUUCUACUUGCUGUUUACCCGUCUAACCCCUUCUCACUUCCUGUUGUCUAAAUGUACUUCUCCUGGGUGUUUUUAGGUAUUUGUAUUAUUGUCAUUUAUACAGUAACUGCUUGACUGUGGAGGUGUGGAUCCUGUUUACAGCGAUAGCCUUAGUCAUUGGAGCCUGGCCAAACCUGCCGGAUACCCGAGUGACAUCAUUGGAGGGCUCGUACCUUUAUCACACCUGAUUCUGGCUGUCUGCACAAGGAAGGGACCCAGGAAGGUAAACUACACCUCACUCUGCUCAGAAAACUCUGAUCUUGAACUUAGCUUUUGAGCUCUGAGGACUUUCAUUCACACCAGACCGGCCCCCCCACUCCACCGGUCCCCCACAGGACAGCCACCCCACUGGCCCCCCUCUCCACUGGCCCCCC